AUGAUGGGGUUGGUUUACUUCUUUGAUGUCACCGGAUUUUGUCUUUUGUUUCUCGAGUGUUCACAAUUGAGUGAAAAGCUUAAGGACAAUGUAUACAAUUUGCCGUGGCAAUGUAUGGAUUUGAAAAAUCAGAAGACGCUUUUAAUUUUCCUCAAUAGAAUUCAGACAACAAUGCAUAUCACAUGUAUGGGGGUGUUGCCUGUCGGUGUUCAAAGCAUGGCCUCUAUUUUGAAAACAUGCUACUCUUACUUCACAAUUCUACAAUCUAUGGAUAUUUAAUGAAAGCAGAUUUAUAAUAUCUCAAAGUCCAAAUAUAUUAAUUAAUUAUUGUACACAAUUGAAUGACUAUAAAUUAGACGAUUCUAAAUUUAAUAUUAGUACCAAUUCUUAUCUCGUAGCAGGGAAGAGAGGAAUUAUUACACCAUUAAAUUACUCCACUCCACAGCUUACAUGCACUAUUCAUUAAAAUAUUUUAAUUAAAGAAGAGCGAACCUUCCGUCACAGGUCUUUGUCUUACUCGGGAGGCCUCAAUCUGAAUUUUACUAUGUACCUAUAAUAGAUAAAUAAAAAAUGCACUUUGAACACGAUGCAUAUAGUUUU
Messenger RNA from Pieris napi, 600 nucleotides. RefSeq names its product odorant receptor 43a-like. The transcript is spliced from 3 exons. NCBI's taxonomy places the organism in Eukaryota, Metazoa, Arthropoda, Insecta, Lepidoptera, Pieridae. Gene Ontology annotation, biological process: detection of chemical stimulus involved in sensory perception of smell; sensory perception of smell. Bases 1 to 279 code for a protein of 92 amino acids. The record is from RefSeq and is a predicted model, not a curated record. Gene Ontology annotation, molecular function: olfactory receptor activity; odorant binding. Gene Ontology annotation, cellular component: plasma membrane.